Adineta steineri is the source of this 699-nucleotide messenger RNA. NCBI's taxonomy places the organism in Eukaryota, Metazoa, Rotifera, Eurotatoria, Adinetida, Adinetidae. The record is from the annotation of a GenBank genome assembly.
AUGCAGACUGUUCGUGAUAAAGCAGCAGCUUUAAGAUCAGGCGGAGGAGCCGCUGGUUGGGCUCCAGUUCUUAUAGCUAUGUGCAGUCUUGGCUGUUGUUUAUUAGUAAUUGCUUUGGUUAUUAUUCUGUCGUUAAUUCCAGUUAUGGUGACUGAUGAUACUGUCGCAGCAAAAACAGUAACAAGUAAAACGUCGAGUGUAACAACUGCUGUAGCAGAUGCCAGACGUAAACGAGUUGCUACUUCCAGCUUAGGCGAUUAUAUUGGUGAUCAAGUUGGUCCAUCAUGCUUGGCUCAAAUCAAAAAAAAAAUGUUUUCAUAUGUACCAAGCAAACAUAUAACCGAUUUAACUAUUAUAAGUUCUACUCUUGGAAUUGAAGCUAAUACAGAUUCAACUAUGAUAUUAACCACUCUAUUCACAGUUUUAUUUGGCGAUGACUGCGGCAAGGAAGGCUGUCAAGAUAUUACAGGCGACGCUACACAAAAAGCAUUUGAAGCAAUGCCAGCAUCAGUAUUCACUUGUUACAGUGUUCCAAUGUAUACGACAGCUGGUGUAUUAGCAGGUUAUGCAUCAGUGCUUCGAGGCUCGAAAAUUAUACAUGUUUCAAAAAUACGUCCCUGGUAUAGUUCACAAGAUUCGGGAGUAUCACCUUCGACCAAAAGUAUGACAACUGCCUCAAUGACUACAGCAAGUGGUUAA